Salvelinus namaycush (lake trout) is the source of this 8693-nucleotide messenger RNA. RefSeq names its product AT-rich interactive domain-containing protein 1A-like. Bases 257 to 7210 code for a protein of 2317 amino acids. The record is from RefSeq and is a predicted model, not a curated record. Gene Ontology annotation, biological process: chromatin remodeling; regulation of transcription by RNA polymerase II; positive regulation of DNA-templated transcription. Gene Ontology annotation, molecular function: DNA binding; nucleosome binding. Gene Ontology annotation, cellular component: brahma complex; nucleoplasm; nBAF complex. NCBI's taxonomy places the organism in Eukaryota, Metazoa, Chordata, Actinopteri, Salmoniformes, Salmonidae. The transcript is spliced from 19 exons.
CUGAUACUCUCGUUCUGUAACAGAAGCCUCCCCACAUUUUCUGUCGGGUAAUUUUAUUCCCUAGAUUCUUAUUUAUAUUCUUCCAGUAACUUUCCAGUCGAAUCGGAGACGGGAGUGGAUGCCGGAUUCGGUCCGGAGGUAGGGGGAAUGAUUUGGGACACGGGUACAUUGUUAUAAAUAAUUGUAUUUAUGUUUAAUGCUAUUCAGAGAGCUCGAUUGUGAGUGACUCGCUGUGAGAGAGGCAGAGAGGGAUAUCAUGGCUGCGCAGGUCGCUAGCGUCGCCACUCUCAACACUAGCCCGCCAUCCGAACUUAAAAAGCCGGAUCGGGACCCACUGGAGGAGUCGGUACCGGGAGAGAAACAACAUGAAAAUAAGGAAUCUGGAUCUGACAACGGAUCUCCGGGCCAGAAGGAUCUGCAGGACGGGGCCGAUGCUGGAAAUGUAGGAGGAGGAGGGGAGCCUGACAUGAAGAACGGGAACUCGUCCAGGGUGAAUAAUAACAACCAAAAUGAUACGGGGGGACCGGAGGGGAAUAACCACCCCGGGAUGGGCCAUCACCACCAGGGCUCAUUCCCUCCACCUCCUUACGAGUACAACCAGCACUACAGCCGGGGCCCUUUUCAUCAACAUGGCGGACAACAAAGCCCUGGCAUGGCAGCUGCAGCGGGGCCGGCAGUGCAGUCAGGCAACAUGAUGGACCCAUACCCGCCCAACUCACACGACCACGGCUUCCCCAACCAUUUUAACAACUACAGCCCCUUCCCGAACCGGACUUCUUAUCAGGGCCAAGGAUACGCCAUGAAUUCCCCGCGUAAUAACCAGCCCCCGGCGGCUGGGGGGCAGCCAGUCAAGCAACAGCCAGCAGGCGGAACUACAGCCAUGGCUGCCUCGUACAAUAAUCAGAGGUAUAACAUGGGAAACACACAGCCCACGUCUACCCCGACAUUAAAUCAGCUCCUAACGUCUCCAAGCUCUACGAGGAGCUACCAGAACUACCCACAAGGAGACUAUAGUAACCAGGAAGGGGCUAGCAAGGGAGCAGCAGAUAUGGCCAGCAGUCAAUAUGGUGGGGGUCAUCCGGGUUGGCAACAAAGGAGCCAGCAGCCGCCUAUGAGCCCAGGGAACACGGGACAACCUCUGAACAGAAACCAGCCCCCUAUGGACCAUGUAGGGAAGAUGCGGGGCCAGGGGUACGGUGGAGCCAACCCCUACUCCCAGCAGCAGCAGCAAGGCCAGGGGCAGGGCCCUCCUCCUCCAGGGGCCCAACAGGGUGCCUCCUACCCAGGCCAGGGCUAUGGACCCCCGGGGCCUCAAAGAUAUCCUAUGGGCAUGCAGGGACGCACCCCCACCGGCAUGGCUGGCAUGCAAUACGGACAACAGAUUGCCGGCUUUGGGCAGCAGGGUCCAGGGGGCUACGGUCAGCAGAGCCAGGGCUACUACAGCCCGCACGGCCCCCCACCACACGCUGGCCAGCAGCAGGCCCCCUACCCCCAGCAGCCCCAGACUACCCCUGGAACCCAGGCCCCGUACCCCCAGCAGGGUCAGCCCGGGCCCCAGGGCCAAGGGCCUCCGCAAGGGGGUCCACCCCAGGCCCAGCCACCCUACAACCAGGGACCACCCCAGCCCCCGCAGCAGCCGGGGCCCCAGCAGGGCCAGCCCGGGCCCCAGCAGGGCCAGCCCGGGCCCCAGGGUCAGGGCCCCCAGCCCAGCUACCCUCAGCAGCAAGGACCCCCAGGCCCAGGGCAGGGGCAGCAGCCUCCACAGCAGCAACCCCCCUCGCAGCAACAAGGACCCCCGCAGCAGCAGCAAGGACCCCCGCAGCAGCAGCAAGAUAGGGCGGCCCCUCCACAGGCCCAGCCACCCCCAGGCCAUCAACAACCCCCAGUCCACCAGCCACCCCUCGGCCACCAAUCCUCCCCGGGCUCCCAGGGCCACCACCCAUCUCCAGGUCACGGUGGACCCCCACAGCAGCAGGGUCAGUCUCAGCAGGGCCAGCCCUCACCCUACUCCCAGACCCCACCCCUGCAGCAGCAGCAGCAGCAGCAGUCGCCCUUCCAGCGGUUUCCACCUCCGCCACAGGAGCUCUCCCAGGACUCAUUCAGCUCCCAGUCCAGUGCUCCCCCCUCCAACCAGCCUAUGACUUCCAACAAGAGUGGCGCAGAGGACAGCAUGCAGGGACGGCCUUCUAGUUUACCAGACCUCUCUGGUUCCAUAGAUGACUUGCCGACGGGUACGGAGGGGGCUCUGAGUCCGGGCGUCAGCACGUCGGGGGUGUCCAGUAGCCAGGGGGAACAGAGUAACCCCGCCCAGUCACCCUUCUCACCCCACACCUCGCCCCACUUGCCUGACAUCCGCGGACCCUCCCCCUCCCCCGUGGGCUCCCCUGCCAGCGUCACCCCCUCGCGCUCCGGACCCCUGUCACCUGCUGCCGUGCCAGGUAACCAGAUGCCUCCCCGGCCGCCCAGCGUCCAUUCAGACGGCAUUCUCCACACAUCCAUGGGCCAGUCAGCCAUGGGCCAGUCAGCCAUGGGCCAGGACAGGGUGUACCUGCGUAACCCCCAGAUGCCUCCCUACGUGUCGCCGCAGCAACCUGGCUCCGCCUUAUCCCCUCGCCAGUCAUCGGGAGGCCAGAUGCAUCCUGGGAUGGGGCCGUACCCUCAGAACAACUCCAUGGGGAACUACGGCCCUCAGGGUGGACAGUACGGACCACAAGGUUACCCCAGACAGCCCGGCUACAGUGGCAUGCCCAACGCCAACUACCCUGGUGGUCCGGGGGGCAUGAACCCUAUGCCAGGCCAGGCUGGUGGGGCGCCAUAUGCAGGCAUGCCCCCUGGCAGGAUGGGUCCGGGUCAGAUGGGUGCCCGCCCCUACGGCCCCGGGAUGGGCCCCAACAUGGGCCCCGGCAUACCUCCACAGGUGACCUCUGGGAUGUGCCCCCCUCCAGGCAUGAACAGGAAGGGCCCCGGGGGCCCUCCGGAUGCAGCCUCUGCCAUGCACCACGGAGCCAACUCCAUACACAACAGGCCUCCAGGUUACCCCCCCAAUAUGCCCCAGGGGAUGAUGGGAGCAGGGCCUCCGUAUGGCCCUGGGCCGGGGGCCAUCAACAGCAUGCAAGGUAUGAUGAACCAGGGAGGACCCUACGGAGGAGGGCCGAUGGGAGGGAACAUGGCCAACAACACACCUGGCAUGGCUCCUAGCCCUGAGUUUGGCAUCGAUGUCAAACUGAGCCCAGCACAGAAGAUGAACAACAAGGUGGACGGCACGCCCAAACCUGAAACCAAGAAGGUAAAGAAGAAGUCAAACUCUUCGACGACGACCAAUGAGAAGAUAACUCGUCUGUAUGAGCUGGGUCCGGAGCUGGAGAGGAGGACGUGGGUAGACCGGUACCUGGCGUUCGCUGAGGAUAAGGCCAUGGGCAUGACCAACCUUCCCGCCGUGGGACGAAAACCUCUAGACCUCUUCAGACUUUACGUCUCGGUCAAAGAGAUCGGAGGCCUCACACAGGUGAACAAGAAUAAGAAGUGGAGGGAGUUGUCCACCAACCUGAACGUGGGCACGUCCAGCAGCGCCGCCAGCUCCCUGAAGAAGCAGUACAUCCAGUGUCUGUACGCCUUCGAGUGCAAGAUCGAACGUGGCGAGGACCCGCCCCCGGAUCUCUUCACUGACGCCAAAAAGACCACCCAGCCCAAGAUCCAGCCCCCCAGCCCAGCUGGGUCUGGAUCUCUGCAGGGCCCCCAGACCCCCCAGUCCACCAGUAGUUCCAUGGCGGAGGGGGGAGACUUGAAGCCCCCCACCCCAGCCUCCACCCCUCACAGCCAGAUGCCCCCUAUGCCCGUCAGGCUGCAGGAUCCGUUUGCAGACGGGGGUGACCCAGCGUUUGCCAGACGGAACUCCAUGACCCCCAACAGCUACCAGCCUGGGAUGGGUGGUCCGGAGAUGAUGGGUCACAUGGGGCCCUACGAAUCCAACAAGGACCCCUUUGGUGGCAUGAGGAAAGCUGGAGAGCAAUUCAUGACUCCAGGGCCGGGUCCUAACAGUGGUAUGGAGGGGCAGUUCAACAGAGGCCCCCCAGGGCCCAUGGGCCCCAACAUGCAGAUGGGUCCGAGACAACAGUACCCCUACGGACCUGGAUAUGACAGGAGACAGGAGCCAGGGAUGGGUCCUGACGGCAGUAUGGGUCCUGGGGCCCCCCAGCCCAACCUGAUGCCUUCAGGGGCCGACUCGGGGAUGUACUCCCCUAGCCGACCCCCACCGCAGCAACGUCAUGAUUCCUAUGGUAAUCAAUAUCCUGGUCAAGGAGCGCCACCUGGUGGCCCCUACCCCAAUCAGCAGCCAGGAAUGUUUCCACAGCAACAACCCAACUACAAGCGUCCUCCAGUGGAUGGGGGCUACGGUCCCCCAGCGAAGCGUCAUGAGGGGGAUGGGAUGUACAAUGUCCCCUUCAGCGGUCAGCAGCAGCCAGGGCCCCAGCCCUCCGGGGGCCCCCAGGGCCAACAAGACAUGUACAAUCAGUACAACGCAGGCUACCCCGGCUCUGACCGCCGACCACCUGGCCCCCAGGGCCAGUUCCCUUUCCCCUUCGGCCGAGACCGGGGGCCCUCCAGCGGGGGCCCCAACUCCCAGUCCCCCAUGCCUCCCCAAAUGAUGGGCAGCCCUAUGCAGGCAGCCUCUGACGGCCCCCAGGGCCCCAUGUGGCAGGGACGCAACGAGAUGGGCUACCCCAACUACCCCAACCGCCAGGGGCCUCCAGGACCUGGCCAGGGCCCCCCCCAGGGCUACCACGGCAUGAACCGCUCUGAGGAGAUGAUGCCAGGGGCUGACCAGCGGAUGAACCAUGAGGGCCAGUGGCCUGGACACCCCAGCCAGAGACAGUCCCCCUACGGGCCGGGGGGCUCGGGCCCCCCCAUGUCCAGACCCCUGCAAUCCAACUAUCAGAGCUCCCAGAACCAUAUUUCCCAGGUGUCCAGCUCCGCCCCCAUGCCCCGCCCCAUGGAGAGCCGGACGUCCCCCUCCAAGUCGCCCUACGUGCACUCAGGCAUCAAGAUGCAGAAGGCGGGGCCCCCCGUGCCCGCGUCCCACAUAGGCCAGGCCCCCGUGCAGCCCCCCCUAAUCAGGCGGGACAUAGCCUUCCCCCCAGGGUCGGUGGAGGCCUCCCAACCCAUCCUCAAACCCCGAGUACGACUCACCAUGAAAGACAUCGGCACCCCAGAGGCCUGGAGAGUGAUGAUGUCACUGAAGUCAGGCUUACUAGCAGAGAGCACGUGGGCCUUGGACACCAUUAAUAUCCUACUCUACGAUGACAACAGCAUUUCUACUUUCAACCUCUGCCAGCUGCCUGGGUUCCUGGAGCUGGUAGUGGAGUAUUUCAGACGCUGCCUCAUCGAGAUCUUCUGCAUUCUAAAGGAGUAUGAGGUGGGAGACCCUGGCCAGCGGACGCUCAUCGACCCGCAUGCUGCCGACGAAGACUGCUCUGACGAAGAGCUUCCAGAGCAGGAGGACAUGGAGGAGGAAGAGGACGAAGAGGAGGAGGACGAGAGGAAGAGCAACGCAGACACCACCUCGUCGCAGCAGGUCCAGGUGAAAAAGGAGGAGGAAGAGGAGAAAUCCACGACUGAGAAGUCGACAGCGGAAAAGGAGAAGGAGAGGGAAGGAGGGGAGUCUUCUUCCACCUCCUCGGCCCCCCAGAACCUCAGCCUCCUACAGGAGAAACCCAAACAGGCCAGUAAGUUCGACAAGCUGCCCAUCAAGAUGGUGCGUAAGAAAGAUCCCUUCCCUGGGGGCCGUUCCAGUAAGCUAGGCCGGCGGCAGAGCUUUGACAGCGGACUAAUCCACUGGAGCAUCGGCGGGGGGGACACCACGGAACACAUCCAGACUCACUUCGAGAGCCGGUCCGACCUCCAUAAGCAGCGGAAGCGGGUGCUGCCAUCAGCCACCGAGAGUAGAAAGGUCGCCAUGCCCGCGACGGUGUCAGAGGAACCAGAGAAGACUACUAAGCCUGGCAAGGAAGAGCAGACCACCUCCCCUGCAGAGAAGACCUCCACCCCAACCACGCCCGCCCCGGUCACCGCCACCAUCGACGACGUCCUGUCGGCCCGGCCGGGCUCUGUGACGGAGGAGGCGGUGCGAGGAGCAGCCGAGGAGCAGAAGGAGAACAGGGGGAAGUUCCUGUUCUCCAUCCGUCAGGCGCAGCAGAGCCGACGCAACGUCACCAUCCUGGAGGACGAGCCUCACAGCAAGGACGAGACCCCGCUGAGCACGCUGUCGGACUGGCAGGAUGCCCUGGCCCGCCGCUGUGUCUGCGUCUCCAACAUCGUCCGCUCGCUGUCUUUCAUCCCCGGCAACGACCUGGAGAUGUCCAAACACCCGGGGCUGCUGCUGCUGCUGGGCCGUCUGGUUCUGCUCCACCACCGUCACCCAGAGAGGAAACAGGCCCCCGUCACCUACGAGAAGGAGGAGGACGAGGACGAGAGGGUGAGCUGUGAGAGGGACGAGUGGUGGUGGGACUGUCUGGAGGUCCUCAGGGAGAACUGCCUGGUCACUCUGGCUAACAUCUCCGGCCAGUUGGACUUGUCCAUCUACCCAGAGAGCAUCUGUUUGCCCCUGCUGGACGGCCUGCUUCAUUGGGCUGUUUGUCCUUCGGCCGAGGCCCUGGACCCUUUCCCCAUGCUGGGGCCCCAUGGGGCCCUAUCCCCCCAGAGACUGGUGCUGGAGACCCUCAGCAAGCUGAGCAUCCAGGACAACAACGUGGACCUUAUCCUGGCCACGCCGCCGUUCAGCCGGCUGGAGAAGCUGUACGGGACGCUGGUGCGCCUGGUUGGGGAGAGGAAGGUGGCUGUCUGCAGGGAGAUGUCUGUGGUCUUACUGGCCAACCUGGCCCAGGGAGACAGCAUGGCGGCCAGGGCCAUCGCCGUGCAGAAGGCCAGCGUAGGUAACCUCCUGGGCUUCCUGGAGGACAGUCUAGCAGCCACGCAGUACCAGCAGAGCCAGAGUUCCAUGAUGCACCUACAGGGGGCGCACUUUGAGCCCACUAGCGUGGACAUGAUGCGGCGAGCGGCCCGCGCCCUGCAUGCCAUGGCUAAGGUGGAGGAGAACCACUCAGAGUUCACCCUGUAUGAGUCCCGCCUACUGGACAUCUCUGUCUCACCACUCAUGAACUCUCUGGUGUCCCAUGUGAUCUGUGACGUACUCUUUCUGAUUGGCCAGUCAUGACAGCAGUGGGGGCUUCAGCUUCGCUUUCUCUUUCUGUUACCCCGCCCCGCCCCCCCCCCCCCCCCCCCCCCCCCCCUUUUCUUUUUGUGUGUGUCUGUUGAGUGUGAGUGGAAGAGAGAACUAAGAGCAAAACUGACUGUCCUUUUUUUAAUUUAUGCAAAAUCACCUCGGAUUCCACUGUCUACCCUUUCUACCCCCUGGUUCUCACUAAAGGACGGAUUUACUGAAGUAGCGGUGGAGUUAAACAUUCUGGAACACGGAAACCGACGUGAUAAGACGGAUUAGAUGGGACCCUGGGAUGGAUGGAGGGUCGGGAAGGAGGGAGGGAUGGAGCUGCCCUGCGGCAAACAACUUUUUUAAUGAAAAUAUAGAAGAAAGCAUAACUGUAACCAAAAUUGCUGUCUCGUUUCUAGUGAGUUUUGGGGUAUAUACCCAGGUUCUCCUCCCUUGGGUUUGGCAGGGGGGUGAGCAAGGCGGGCAUGGAUGGGGAAAACCUGUUUUUAGUUCAUGUACGGUGAAACAGACUCCUGGACUGGUUUGGUAUACUGCUGUAACUUGCUAUAUACUCAGCCCUACACGGCCCAGGUUAUCAGCUGUGAACAGACAGACACGUCUUCAAUGGGGAGGCCUGUGCAGUAGAUUGUAGGACUUUUUUUCUGUACUGUACACCUUAAAAACAACUGUAAACAUACUGUAAUAACACUGAGAUACGCUGGCUUGGCAGCAAACUGUAGUUUUUCAAAAUGAUUUUAGUUAAAUGUUGAACUGAGAGAGAUGACAAAAGGCUUUCCCCCCAAAGUAUCGUGAACCUUACAACACCCCGACCUCUUCUCUGUCCCUCGAUUGUAUGACUUGACCCUUAUAAAAGAAGUCACCUCUUAGGACUGCUCCUCUGCUCUAGAGGCAGUCCCGACUGCAGUGUAUAUAUGAUGUUGUACAUUACACCUCUCUCCCUUUCUCUCAAACCCUUCUGUUGCACUUCACCAUUUUUAAUCUUCGAUGAAUUAAGGUUACACUCGAGUGAAAUUUCGCCAUGGGAUUACCUAACCUUUUGACCCCUCACCCCCGACCCCACCCGCCUGUCUCUCGCUACAGGGACUCCGCUGCUGUGACUCCCUCGCAAUGCCCCCCCCCCCCCCCCCAAACACACACACACACCCCUGCGACACACACAGAUGAAGUUUAAAUUUGUCUCCGGUACCCCUGAGUCUAACAUGACUGAAACCAUGUCUGCUACGGUUCCAUUUCAGCUCCUACAUCAACAACAAAGCAAGACCCCUGAUGAAGAAAUAAACCGUUUGAGUUUUGUUUUUCCAGUGAUAUGGAUUCUGCAUAUUUGUAUUUCAGACGAUGUAGCUGAAGACUUGAUGUAAAUUCCAAUUUUUUUCCCUUUUUUGGCUUAAUGAAUAUAAUUUCUUCAGUAUGAAAUCUUUAUACUAUAUGUUCCAUGUGUUAAGAAUAAAUGUACAUUAAAUCUUCGUAA